GUUAUCGUUAUCAUAUUCUGACAGCAGAAUACCAGUUCACCCGGCUCGGGAAAAAACAUACUACGACAAUUAAUAUCAAAAAGACAGAAGAAUUCGACAUUUUCGUGGAAAGGAAGUCACCAAAUCUACUCAAACUUCCCCGGGUGAUCUCAACAAUGAAUCCCGAAUAUGACUAUCUGUUUAAACUGCUGCUGAUCGGAGACUCGGGGGUUGGCAAGUCUUGCCUUCUCCUCCGUUUUGCAGACGACAUGUACACCGAAAGCUAUAUCAGCACGAUCGGCGUGGACUUCAAAAUCAGAACAAUAGAUCUGGAUGGCAAGACCAUCAAACUGCAGAUUUGGGACACGGCAGGCCAGGAGCGCUUCCGUACCAUCACCUCCAGCUACUACCGGGGAGCCCACGGAAUCAUCGUGGUUUAUGACGUCACAGACCAGGAGACCUUUACCAACGUGAAGCAGUGGCUUCAGGAGAUAGACCGUUACGCCAGCAAGAAUGUGAACAAGCUCCUUGUGGGGAACAAGAGCGACCUGACCAACAAGAAGGUCGUGAACAACAAAACGGCACAGGAUUUUGCAGACUCACUGGACAUCCCGUUCCUCGAGGCGAGUGCUAAGAACUCCAUAAACGUGGAGCAGGCCUUCAUGACCAUGGCAGCAGAGAUCAAGAAGAGAAUGGGUCCAGGUGACGGCACCGGAGGCAAUGACAAAUCCAAAGUCAAGAUCAAGAGCACGCCAGUCAAAAGCUCCACCAGGGGGUGCUGCUGAGGCUUUAUCAGCUUCUCAAACACACACACACCCAAGAGAAUAAUAGUGAUGUUGCAUAGCACUAUAUGACAGAGUUGAUGGACAAGGAAUGUACGUGUGUGUGUGUGUGUGUGUGUGUGUGUGUGUGUGUGUAAAUGAGGCAGAAUGGGUGUAAAAUGUAAAUGAGCGUAAAGUAAAUGAGACUGAAUGGGUGACCUUAUCUUUAGAAUGAUGAGCAUUGUCUGACGCUAUCAUGCAUGCACGUUUCCAACGUUUCCUGUCCAUGUAAGACGGGGCUACCAUUUUUUUCAAGACUGGGAGAAAUUACUAAGCAUCUUGACUGUCUUACACGCUUGGGAAGCAAUCAGGUGACAGAACUGUACAGGCUGCCCGUCACAGCUGGGCAGCUGGGUAGAAGCAUGGAGAGGGGAACGGUGGUAUAAUGGAGACCGCAUGGAGCGUGCUGGGACACUUUCCACUCAUUCUCUUUCUCUCCCUGCAGCUGCAGUGGUGGUUUGUCUCUUCCAUUUGAGAGGUGGCUUUUGUCUUUUGGCUGGAUUUGUUUUUGUUUCAGGGUGUUUUUCAUGGUGCGGAGGAUGGCUCAGUGGUGUGGGGACAUGCAGUCAAGCUUCUGAACUGUCUAGAUAUGCUUCCCAGUGACACUCCUGGCAUGGGUCAGUGUUUCAUGAUUGGCUAACCAGCCCCAUCAGCCGUGCGUGGCUGUGGAUGCUGGCGCAGUGUGGGUCGCCCCAGGACAAGAACUCGACCUCGCUGCUGUCGUGUCUGGAUUCUCCACCCCACCGCUCACCUGGACCAGGUGACUAGAAGCUAGCGAAGGCUGACUGUGUGACUAACGCUCGUCAGAAGCCAUAAUGAGAAGAAUCAGUAAAUCAAACGAAUGAUGUGUUGGGUGUAGGGACCUGCAGGCUGGGCUGAGAACUUCGACCGCUGCACUGCCUCGGGAAGCCAGUUUUCUUAAGAAGCCAUUAAUCUGUGUUGUGAAUUACACGCCUCUCAACUCGUCCCAACAGAGUUUAACAUGUUAUUCACAUUCCUGUCCCUGUAUUAUGAAACCUAGAACAUUUAUUGGUGUGAGCCAGUUGUUUGGUUUUCUCAUGGAUCGGCCUUACAUAUACUGUAUUUAACUGCAAAUCUCAUUUUCCAAAAUUAAGUUUGUCUGUAUUAAUCAGUAAACCUUUAAAGGUG
Molecule: messenger RNA, 1949 nt
Organism: Electrophorus electricus (electric eel)
Lineage: Eukaryota; Metazoa; Chordata; Actinopteri; Gymnotiformes; Gymnotidae
Gene: rab1aa
Product: RAB1A, member RAS oncogene family a
Molecular function (GO): GTP binding; GTPase activity
Source: RefSeq, a predicted model, not a curated record